Molecule: messenger RNA, 2712 nt
Organism: Acanthosepion pharaonis
Lineage: Eukaryota; Metazoa; Mollusca; Cephalopoda; Sepiida; Sepiidae
Source: the annotation of a GenBank genome assembly
AUGACCCGCCCUGCCGUAUUCACACCUAGGACCCGCUCUGCCGUGUUUACAGCUAGGACCCGCCCUCCCAUAUUCACAGCUAGGACCCGCCCUGCCGUGUUCACAGCUAGGACUCGCCCUGCCGUGUUCACAGCCAGGACCCGCCCUGCCGUGUUCACAGCUAGGACCCGCCCUGCCGUGUUCACAUCUAGGACCUGCCCUGCCGUGUUCACAGCUAGGACCCGCCCUGCCCACAAGACUACAUUAGGGACAGGUGGUUCAAAUUUUCCAUUUUAUUUAGUUUUAUUUUUCUCCUUAUUGACCUUCCUCCCCACCUUCCUCCUUCUUCUUUCUUUCUUUCUUUCUUUCUUUCUUUCUUUCUUUCUUUCUUUCUGCUAUAUUUACGCGGUCUUCAGUUUCCUCUGUAAACUUUCUAUUCUCAAUUUCCUUUUUGCGUUCUUACUUUUCCAAAUACUCCCACAUUUUUUUUUCAUUUGUUCUUCCUCCUUCUCAUUCAUUAAUCUUGGUAUAAUUAAUCUUUACUUACACUCUCAUGUUGAUAAGUCCUCUUUCUCCUCCAUUCUUUGUUCACGCAUUGUCUGUCAACGUCGUCUUUUGACAUCAACUUCCAUUUCUAGACUUUCGUUUGCCAUCAUUCAAUCUUUAUUUCUUGUUCUUCUUUUUUUGCAUUUGGCAUUCAUGUUUUUUCCUUUCUUUCAUAUUUUCUAUAUUCUACAAAUCUUUUCAUUUUCUUUUGUCCACCUUUCAAACCCAGAUUCUCUUUCACUUUCCCUCGUUCAUUUAUUUAUUCAUGUCUUCUUUCAUUUUAUAAUUCUUUAUUCUUAUUCUAAAUUUCUUUUUCUCAUUUUUACCUAUUCUCACGUAUUAUUUCCUAUCACCCAUUUCUUUCAACUAAUUCACAUAACUCAUUGCAAAAUAGAUUUCAAAAUAAGAAAAUCUCUCCACUCUUCCCUAUCUAUCUAUCUAUCUAUCUAUCUAUCUAUCUAUCUAUCUAUCUAUCUAUCUAGCCAGGUCUGUUCAUUUUCUAUCUAUCUAUCUAUCUAUCUAUCUAUCUAUCUAUCUAUCUAUCUAUCUAUCUAUCUAUCUAGCCAGGUCUGUUCAUUUUCUAUCUAUCUAUCUAUCUAUCUAUCUAUCUAUCUAUCUAUCUAUCUAGCCAGGUCUGUUCAUUUUCUAUCUAUCUAUCUAUCUAUCUAUCUAUCUAUCUAUCUAUCUAUCUAUCUAUCUAUCUAUCUAUCUAUCUAUCUAUCUAUCUAUCUAUCUAUCUAUCAAAUUCUUUUUAUCGAUAUAUUCUCUCUUUUUUCUUUCCUUCUCUCUUUUCCUCCUUUCUUUUUUCUCCCCUCUUUUUCUUCCCCUCUUUUUUCUUCACUUUUCUUUCUUUAUCCUCCAUUCUUUUUGUCCUCCUCCUCCUCUGUUUUUUAUCAUAUUCCUUCUUUUUUGUCUUCUUCCUCCUUUCUUUUUUGUCUUCUUCCAUUUUUUGUCCUUUCCUCUUUCUUCUUCUUCUUUCUCCUUUCUUUUUCUUCUUCUUUCUUCUUUCUUUUUCUUCUUCCUGCUUUCUUUCUUCCUUUUCCUUCCUGUUUGUUAUUCUUUUCACUUAAAGCUAUCUUGUUUUUUUUUUCGAUUCGUUUGUCAGAUUUACUUCCAAUUAUAUUUCGUUUUGUUUUUUCUUCUUUCAUUCGAUUUUUCUUUUCUUUCUUUCUUUCUUUCUUUCUUUCUUUCUUUCUUUCUUUCGAUCUAAAGCUUUCCCUCUCUCUCUUACAAUCUCUCAUUUUCAUUAUUCCACUUUGUUUUUCUCUGAUUGUUUCCUUUAUUUCUCAGUUUGUUUGCGUUCAUUGUUUACUUCUUUCUCUUUUUCGUUCUGUUGUUUUAUCCAGCCAUUUUCAUUCUCUAUUCUUCUUGCUAGCUUAUUUAUUUCUCUUAUUUAUCGCUUCUUUCUCUUUUUCUUUUUCUUUACUUGCUUGCUUCUUUCAUAGCUUCUUUGCUGCUUUUCUUUCGUCGUUUGCUUGUUGGGUUGUUUGCCUUUCUUUUGUCGCUUGUUUGCCUUUCUAUUCGUCGCUUCCUUGGUUUCUAUUCGUCGCCUUCGCUCGCUUGGUUGUUUGCUUGCUUUUCUUUCGUUGCUCGCUUGCUUGCCUUUUUUUCAUUACUUGCUUCCUCGAUGUUCUUUCGUUGCUCGCUUCCUUGCCUUUCUUUCGUCACUGGCUUGAUUGUUUGAUUGCUUUACUUUCGUCAAUCGCUUUCUGGCUUUCCUUUCGUCGCUCGAUUGCUUUCAUUUCUUUUGUCGAUUGCUUGUUUGUCUUUCUUUCGUCACUUGCGUGCUUGCUUUUCUUUCGUCGCUCGCUUCCUUGCUUCUUUGCUUUUCUUUCGUCGCUUGCUUUCUUGUUUACUUUCUUUUCUUUAGUCGCCCGCGUACUUUCUUUUCUUUUGUUGCUUGCUUGCUCCUUUACUUGCUUUUCUUUCGUCGCUCGAUGGCUUGCUUUUCUUUCGUCCCCCGUUUUUUCCGUCAUUGCUUUUCUUUCGUCAUUUGCCUGCUUUUCUUUAGUCGCUUCCUUGUUUUGCCUGCUUGAUUGCUUGCUUUUCUUUUAUAUAAUAAAAAAAGAAAAUAAACGCAUCUAUCUAUCUAUCUAUCUAUCUAUCUAUCUAUCUAUCUAUCUAUCUAUCUAUCUAUGUCGUAGUCUGUGGCUAUCUGUUUUCCGAAGUGUGCUACUAGCUAGCUAG